GAAAAUCUUUGGCGAAGCAGUCUCGUUGAAGCUACAGAAAGAUAUUGCAGUAUUAUUAUCGAGAUGAAAAACGACUUAUCGCUUGGAAGUAUCAUGUUUUUUGUGAUCGUAUUAUUCGUAUUAUUCGUGUACAUAUCCGAUGCGAAACCUAUUGAUUAUGAAGAUGUUGCAAAUUUGUUACCAACGGAACCUCAGACCACGAAUGAUACGUUGGCCGCUGUUGUGCGGGAUCCGGUAGUGCAAGAUGCUGUACAAAAUACAAUCGGCAAUAGAUCCUUAGAAGGCUUGGUGAUAAAGAAGAAAGUGCUUGUUAUGCCCGCCACUGAACCUACUAAGGUGGUGUCACAAAGUGAGCAGAUUCUUGUCGUUCCUAUGGCGAAUCUAGAGGAUGUACGGAAAAAUAUAACAGAGACUGUGAAUGCAAAAACUGAUGUAGAUGAUUUAAUAUCUACAGAUGUUCAAUUUUUUACUGAAAACGGCGAAAAUGGAUACAUAAACUCGGAAAGUAAACAUUUUUCGUCUUAUGCAUCGCAACACGACGAUUUAAACGAAGCAUCAACCGAGACAUUUAAAAGUACGCGGAAGCCGUUUCUUAUCGAUAACAUACCUCAAGAAAUUCCAUAUCUUAUGUCAAACCCGAGCCAGGAAAUAAUGCCCUUGGAACAUCCACCACUCACAAUAUCGGUACCAAUCAUCGCGUUCCUUGAAUCCGCAAAAAUUUCUGAUGAUAAAAUUGACGUGCCAAUAUUACCAAUGCAAGAUGAAAUUUUAAAAACUCAAUUGGAGAACAGCUAUGACGGAGUUCAACAGAAUGUUCCAAAUUACGAUGAAAGCUCGUGGAGCGUGGGUCCUAAUAAUUGGCGACUUGAUCUAUCCUCUUCGGAGAUGGGAGUAUCACCUUCAUUGUAUGAGUCGAAUACAAAACAGAUCAAGUACAUGAAUGAUAUUAAUUCCGAAAAUUCAUUGCCUGCCAAAAUGUCUCGUGUCGAUAUUACACCACUCUUUUGGACUUCGGAUGCGGAUAUUAAUUAUCCCAAAGAUCCACACGAUAUGGAAGUAGCCGCAAAUAUGGUUUUUAGACCGUUCUUCAAAUACCGACAAGAAGUGCAGCGGAGAUCUUAUAGAAAUCCGGCUUAUCGAAGAUACAAUUCUUACAAUUCUUAUCCGAGACGAAAUUAUCAAUAUAGACCUUGAUAAUUCCAAUGAUUAUUAUUAGUAU
Messenger RNA from Trachymyrmex septentrionalis, 1219 nucleotides. RefSeq lists its product as uncharacterized. The coding region runs from base 64 to 1194 and encodes 376 amino acids. The record is from RefSeq and is a predicted model, not a curated record. Lineage: Eukaryota; Metazoa; Arthropoda; Insecta; Hymenoptera; Formicidae. The transcript is spliced from 5 exons.